AUUAUUUAUUUGCAUGCCAACAAGAGGCCUGGCUAUCAACCAUUGAUGGUUCCAAUUUAUAGUUGCAGGCCUCCAGCUUCUUCUAUUCAACCACCCUCAUCCGUCGAAUUCCAUUGCCACCAUCCACCAUCACCGUCCUCCGCCGCCACCAUUUAAGAAAUCAGCCAAAAAAUUUAAACACCCUCACCAUUAAUUCAUACGAAAUCAAGCCACCACCACAUGGCGAGAGUGUUUGCGAUCGAACAGCUCAACCAGCUACGUGAAAUUUUCACCCGAUUCGACAUGGAUUCCGACGGUUCCCUCACAUACCUAGAACUGGCGGCUCUCCUCCGUUCUCUAGGUCUGAAAAUUUCCGGUGACCAGAUCUAUGUACUCUUCAAUAAUAUGGAUUCCAAUGGGAAUGGUGCUGUCGAAUUUGAAGAACUGGUGAGCGCCAUGUCCAUUGAUGUGAAGACCGAAGAAAUUCUUCUCAAUCAAAAACAACUCAUUGAGGCUUUUCAUUCGUUUGAUCGAGAUGGACAUGGAUUCAUCACGCCCGCGCAGCUUGCCAAAUCAAUGGCAAAGAUGGGUCAGCCAUUGACGUAUCGUGAACUCACCGCGAUGAUCGAAGAAGCUGAUGUUGAUGGCGAUGGUGUCAUUAAUUUUAAAGAAUUUUCAAGUAUAAUGGCAAAAUCUGCAGCUGAUAUUUUUGGAGUUCAUGUCUCAUAAGAGAGGUUCUUCUUCAUUGAGCCAAAUAUUACACCAUUUUUAUCAUUUACUUUUGACUUGAGACGAAAGGGAUCAUGUGUUGCCCUCUCCCCUUUGGGUUGAGAUAGGUGGAAUGCGCAGUAGGUUAUCAAGAAGUAUUUAAGUGGGGGAGACUCCCACAUCGCUUGUAAAUAAUAUUUUGAACCCUGAAGUGAACUAAUAAUAAAUUUUAAGUUGAUUAGGAUGUUGUGAUAA
Molecule: messenger RNA, 942 nt
Organism: Lactuca sativa (garden lettuce)
Lineage: Eukaryota; Viridiplantae; Streptophyta; Magnoliopsida; Asterales; Asteraceae
Product: putative calcium-binding protein CML15
Cellular component (GO): myosin II complex
Molecular function (GO): calcium ion binding
Source: RefSeq, a predicted model, not a curated record